CUGUCCUGGAAAAGCCUCUAGAAAAGAAGGCUGGCAGAAAUUAUGGCCCCCCAGGCAACAAGAAGCUUAUCUAUUUCAUCGAUGACAUGAACAUGCCUGAGGUGGACGCCUACGGGACUGUGCAGCCCCACACCAUCAUCCGGCAGCAUCUGGACUAUGGCCACUGGUAUGAUCAGAGCAAGCUGUCCCUGAAGGAGAUCAGGAAUGUCCAGUAUGUUUCCUGUAUGAACCCCACCGCAGGCAGCUUCACCAUCAACCCACGGCUUCAGCGUCAUUUCAGCGUGUUCGUCCUCUCCUUCCCGGGAGCAGACGCCCUGGCCUCCAUCUACGGCACCAUCUUGACUCAGCACCUAACGUUUGGACACUUCCCAGCGGCCCUGCAGAAAUCCAGCCCCCAGCUCAUCAAUCUGGCCCUGACCUUCCACCAGAAAAUUGCCACCACGUUCCUACCCACAGCGAUCAAAUUCCACUACGUUUUCAACCUCAGAGACUUUGCCAACAUUUUCCAGGGCAUUCUCUUCUCCUCAGUAGAAUGUGUAAAAUCCACACAGGACCUAGUAAAGCUCUAUCUGCAUGAAUCAAAUCGGGUUUAUCGGGAUAAGAUGGUGGAAGAAAAGGACUUUGAUCUUUUUGAUAAAAUCCAGACAGAAGUGGUCAAGAAAAUUUUUGACGAUAUUGAUGAGACUGUGGAGCAGACCCGAAGCCUGAAUAUGUACUGCCAUUUUGCCAGUGGUAUCGGUGAGCCCAAGUACAUGCCCGUCCAGUCGUGGGAACUUCUGACCCACGCUCUGGUGGAAGCCCUGGAGAACCACAAUGAAGUCAACACAGUGAUGGACCUGGUUCUCUUUGAGGACGCCAUGCGCCACGUAGAGAUGUCAAAGCCACCCAUCUGUGUUCCAUUUCUCCCAGGAGAGAUCCCAGACCUCUACUCUGAUGAUGAAGUCGAAAACAUCAUAAACAAUGUGAGGAAUGAAGUCAAGAGCCAAGGUCUUGUUGACAACAGAGAGAACUGUUGGAAGUUUUUUAUAAAUCGGGUCCGACGACAACUGAAGGUGACUCUCUGUUUUUCCCCUGUGGGAAACAAGCUGAGAGUCCGCAGCAGGAAGUUCCCGGCCAUUGUGAACUGCACGGCCAUCGACUGGUUCCACGAGUGGCCUCGGCAGGCACUGGAGUCCGUCAGCCUCCGCUUCUUACAGAACACAGAAGGCAUUGAGCCCACAGUCAAGCAGUCAAUUAGCAAGUUCAUGGCUUUUGUGCACACAAGUGUCAACCAGAUGUCUCAGUCUUAUCUGAGCAAUGAGCAGCGCUACAACUACACAACUCCCAAAUCAUUCCUGGAGUUCAUCAGACUCUACCAGAGCUUGCUGCACAGAAAUGGAGAAGAGCUCAAGUCCAAAAUUGAGCGUCUCGAGAAUGGGCUGCUGAAGCUUCACAGCACGUCUGCACAGGUGGAUGGGCUGAAAGCCAAGCUGGCCGCCCAGGAAGGGGAGCUGAGGCAGAAGAAUGAAGACGCGGACAAGCUGAUUCAGGUGGUUGGCAUAGAGACGGACAAGGUGAGCAGAGAGAAGGCCAUGGCGGACGAGGAGGAGCGGAGGGUGGCCCUCAUCAUGCUCGAGGUGAAGCAAAAGCAGAAGGACUGUGAGGAGGACCUGGCCAAGGCGGAGCCGGCGCUCACGGCAGCCCAGGUGGCUCUCAACACCCUCAAUAAGGUUAAGGCCUCGAAGGCCCUAAACAGACCCCCACCCUAUAUCAGGAGAAAACACCAGAGUCUCUACUGGGAACCUGGCUACCUCCAAACCCUAGAGCGUGCCCUGGAGGCUGGAGAUGUGGUGUUGAUCGAAAACCUAGAAGAGUCCGUUGAUCCUGUUCUGGGACCCCUGCUUGGGAGAGAGGUCAUCAAGAAAGGACGAUUCAUUAAAAUUGGAGACAAAGAGUGUGAAUACAAUCCCAGGUUCCGGCUCAUCCUUCACACCAAGCUAGCCAAUCCUCACUACCAGCCCGAACUGCAGGCUCAGGCCACCCUGAUCAACUUCACGGUGACCAGGGAUGGCCUGGAAGACCAGCUGCUGGCUGCUGUGGUCAGCAUGGAGAGGCCGGACCUGGAGCAGCUGAAGUCAGAUCUCACGAAGCAGCAGAAUGGGUUCAAAAUCACCCUGAAGACCUUAGAAGACAACCUGCUAUCUCGCCUCUCCUCAGCAUCUGGGAACUUCCUGGGGGACACGGCCUUAGUGGAGAACCUGGAGACCACCAAGCAGACAGCCGCCGAAGUUGAGAAGAAG
Molecule: messenger RNA, 2279 nt
Organism: Leptonychotes weddellii (Weddell seal)
Lineage: Eukaryota; Metazoa; Chordata; Mammalia; Carnivora; Phocidae
Source: RefSeq, a predicted model, not a curated record